CACGCCCUAUUAAUUCCUCGUAUAUAAAGGCUUAUUCUACUUCAUUCUAAGGGUUAGGGUUCUACACUGCGGCUGCUUGCUUCAACCUCUUCUUCGCCCUCCGAUCCCUCGUAGCAGUUGAAGAAGUCCUCGUCCCUCCGUCACCAUGGGGAAGACACGUGGUAUGGGAGCUGGUCGCAAGCUGAAGUCCCACCGUAGGAGGCAAAGGUGGGCUGACAAGUCUUACAAAAAGUCCCACCUUGGAAAUGAAUGGAAGAAGCCAUUUGCUGGGUCUUCCCAUGCAAAAGGCAUUGUCCUUGAGAAGAUAGGUAUCGAGGCCAAGCAGCCAAACUCUGCUAUCAGGAAAUGUGCCAGAGUCCAACUGAUCAAAAAUGGGAAGAAGAUUGCUGCAUUUGUCCCCAACGAUGGUUGCUUGAACUACAUCGAAGAAAAUGAUGAGGUGUUGAUCGCCGGAUUUGGUCGAAAAGGUCAUGCUGUUGGUGAUAUUCCCGGAGUUAGGUUCAAAGUCGUGAAGGUUUCUGGUGUCUCCCUCCUGGCUCUAUUCAAGGAGAAAAAGGAGAAGCCUAGGUCCUAAGUUUGUUGGGAAUGGCAGCGUAUUUGUGUUUUACAUGGAUUUUUCAAAGAACCGAGCUGUUGCAACCUUUUAUCAACUAGAUUUUGUGGACUUAUCUUUAUUAAUCUUUAAGUAUUUUUUGGGUAAUUAAA
This is a messenger RNA of Juglans microcarpa x Juglans regia, 705 nucleotides long. RefSeq names its product 40S ribosomal protein S23. Gene Ontology annotation, molecular function: structural constituent of ribosome. NCBI's taxonomy places the organism in Eukaryota, Viridiplantae, Streptophyta, Magnoliopsida, Fagales, Juglandaceae. The record is from RefSeq and is a predicted model, not a curated record. Bases 146 to 574 code for a protein of 142 amino acids. Gene Ontology annotation, biological process: translation. Gene Ontology annotation, cellular component: cytosolic small ribosomal subunit; ribosome. The transcript has 4 exons.